UUAUAAUUGCAACAGCGUCCACGCGUGAUGACAGAGUUGUUGGAUUUCAGACGAACACGUGCAGAGAACUGAACAAAAAGUCAGAAACACGACAAAUAUGGGUAGACCAGGAUUCUCACCACGAGGUAGCUUCCGGGGAGGUGGAGGAGAUCGAGGAGGGCGUGGCCGAGGGGGCUUUGGCGGAGGACGAGGGGGAUUCGGCGGAGGACGAGGGGGAGGCGGCGGCAGAGGAGGAUUUGGUGGUCGAGGUGGACCAAGAGGGCGAGGUGGCCCCCGGGGUAGGGGAGGAAGAGGUGGUCGCGGUGGGAUGCGAGGUGGUGCUAGGGUCGUCAUAGAACCUCACAGACUGCAAGGUGUAUUUAUUGCCAGAGGCAAGGAGGAUGCAUUGGUCACCAAGAACUUGGUGCCUGGGGAAUCAGUCUAUGGAGAGAAGAGGAUAAGUAUUGAGGAGGGAGAGAAGAAGUUGGAGUACAGAGCCUGGAACCCUUUCAGAUCGAAGCUAGCGGCAGCCAUCUUGGGUGGCGUGGAUCACAUACACAUGAAACCCGGAAGCAAGGUUCUGUACCUGGGUGCUGCAUCAGGGACGACGGUGUCUCAUGUUUCGGAUCUGGUUGGACCGGAGGGGUUAGUUUAUGCAGUAGAGUUCUCACAUCGAUCAGGGCGUGAUCUCAUCAACGUAGCUAAGAAACGAACUAACAUCAUUCCAAUUAUAGAAGACGCCAGACAUCCACACAAAUACCGAAUGUUGGUCGGUAUGGUAGACUGUGUCUUUGCUGAUGUCGCACAGCCAGACCAAGCCAGGAUAGUCGCCAUCAACGCCCAUAACUUCCUCAAGAACGAAGGCCACUUUGUCAUCUCAAUUAAGGCCAACUGCAUUGAUUCCACGGCCCAACCUGAAGCCGUGUUUGCCGGAGAGGUCAAGAAACUUCAAGCGGAGAAACUCAAGCCCCAGGAGCAGUUGACCCUUGAACCUUACGAGAGGGACCACGCCGUCGUCGUAGGAGUAUACAGAGCACCACCAAAGAAGAAGUGAGGAGACUAAAA
Molecule: messenger RNA, 1044 nt
Organism: Lytechinus variegatus (green sea urchin)
Lineage: Eukaryota; Metazoa; Echinodermata; Echinoidea; Temnopleuroida; Toxopneustidae
Product: rRNA 2'-O-methyltransferase fibrillarin-like
Exons: 10
Coding region: 98-1033 (311 amino acids)
Biological process (GO): rRNA methylation; box C/D sno(s)RNA 3'-end processing
Cellular component (GO): small-subunit processome; nucleolus; box C/D methylation guide snoRNP complex
Molecular function (GO): histone H2AQ104 methyltransferase activity; rRNA methyltransferase activity; RNA binding
Source: RefSeq, a predicted model, not a curated record